AAAAAGCAAGCACCAAACUCAAUCCCUGUGCAGUGAUCAGCCAUAAACUUUACUCACCACGCUCCAAGCGAAACCAUGAUCAAACACGUUCUUUGUUUUUUAGUAUUCCUGCACGCAUUUCAUCAAACACAUGCAGUUCAGUACACGGUCAUCAACAAGGCUCUCUCAACUUCUGGUGGAGUAGCUUUCCGUGACAAAAUAGGAGCAGACUACGCGAAGCAAACGCUUGACUCCGCCACCCAAUUCAUAUGGAGGGUCCUUCAGCUGAACAACCCCGGUGACAGAAAAAACGUGCAGAAGGUAACUUUAUACGUGGAUGACAUGGAUGGAGUUGCGUAUGCCAGCAACAACGAGAUCCAUCUGAGUGGAAGAUAUGUUGGAAAUUACCAAGGGGAUGUGAAGAGAGAGAUUACGGGGGUGCUGUAUCAUGAAAUGGUCCACAUUUGGCAGUGGAAUGGAAAUGGUGGUGCUCCUGGGGGGUUAAUCGAAGGCAUAGCAGACUACGUGAGGCUGAAGGCAAACUAUGCACCGAGCCACUGGGUAAAACCGGGCCAAGGUCAGAAAUGGGACCAGGGUUAUGAUGUUACUGCUCGUUUUCUUGACUAUUGUAAUAGUCUCAAGGGUGGCUUUGUGGCACAAUUGAACAAGUUGUUGAGGACUGGCUACACUGAUCAAUACUUCGUUCAGUUACUGGGAAAACCCGUGGAUCAACUAUGGCGAGAUUAUAAGGCCAAGUAUGGCAAUAUUGCCUGAGAGGGCUAGCUUCUAUUUAAAGAAUAAAUCAGUAUAUGACUGUGUUUUUCAAUAAAAUUCUAUCAGCUCUAAGAUUCUGCUUUUAAUUACGU
Molecule: messenger RNA, 845 nt
Organism: Vigna umbellata (rice bean)
Lineage: Eukaryota; Viridiplantae; Streptophyta; Magnoliopsida; Fabales; Fabaceae
Source: RefSeq, a predicted model, not a curated record